AUGACACUGGAUAUCCCCCCGCGGAUGUCAAGUGUUCCCAAGCAGCAGCAAUACCACCACCACCACCAGCGUCAGUACCGGCAGGACACCCCCCAGGGGAUCAUCGAACGAGCCUUUGACGCCUACGGUGCUACGUCGAGUCCCGACCUGGCCCUCUGGAGGGAGCACAAGGGAGGCGUACGGGAGACGGAGAUAGAGACGACGCCGCGAGCGGAGAGCUGUGCGUCAGAUCUCACCGGGGGCUACAGCAUAAACCGGACAGGCCGCCUGGACGAGGAGGUACCUGAUAUAGAGCAGCAGCCGGUCAAGGAGCACAAAGUACGGCCACGUCUUUCGUCUCCCUUUCUUCGGCACGUCACAAAAAAGACACCGUCGAGUUCGAAACAAGACACUCUGCGGCCUUCCGAUUCCUCUUCAACCUCCCAGUCAUUCAAUCAGUCCCAGAAUACAUCUACCAUCCGACCAUACCACACAAACGGAACCUCCUCCCAGGACCUUGCCCUCAGGGACUACCGCGCCGGUUCCAGUCAAUCUACUACCGACUUCUCGACAGAUAACAGUCCUGGGGCAGCUUCUUCACGCAGCGCAAGGCGCCUGCUCCUUGCCCUCCAUCCCCUUGACCGGGCAGCUACUCCUCCUUCCAUCAUGUCCAAUGAGUCGGAUAUAUCUCUCUACAAGACUCACAAGUUUGAACGGGCUCAACGGGCGCUCGACCGGCUGACAGCCAGAUCCCCCAACUCAAGGAAACCGGACGUGAUGCAGUCAGAGUACCGGCAGAACGAUGGGCUAAUGCCUGUCCAGCCGCCUCUGGACCGAUACCAAUCCACUACAUCCCUCCAGGAUCCCUUCGAUCAUCAGAAGGACCAGGUCAGUCAACAACAGCAACAACAACAACGUCAGGAGAAUGCCAAACUAGGAGAAGACACAGGAGAACGCCUCACAGACCGCAAAUAUGAAGGUAACUGGAGGCAUUUCAGCUAUAAACAAAAGAAACUUAACUCGGCGUGGUUUGAUGGAAUCGAAAGUCACCUAAUGCACGAUGAUAUGGAAGACAUUCGACCGGGAGAUCAGGUCGAAGUCAUGUAUGGACAGCUAAUAUCAAGAGAUCCUGCACCCUCCACCAGAGAACGACGUUCAAUGAGCUUGCCUUCUCGGCAGCCUAGCGUUCAGUCCGGAAAACCUGGCCAGAGCCGUCUUGCAGUAACAAACGGGUCAACGCAGAAGCCCAAGACCUCGGCAGGCUCCGUGAAAUCAGCUUCAAUGGCUUACUCAAAUACCCAUAGCCACCCUCAAAACACCGAAACCACCUCUCGGACAACUGGGAAAUCAGAUAAGGAGAAACCAAGAAUAAGGAAAAAGAGUAGCCGUGCUAUCUUGAAUGCCUCAAACCUGAACGAGUCGAGUGUGCUCUGCCUUUCCUCGUCCGAGGACGAGAGUGAGGACGAGUCGUCCGACCAUACUACUGGGCUAAGGGACAGUAUCACGACGAUCGACGAAGGCUUCCAGAUAUGCACUGCGAAAGCUGUGACUGCUACUAGUCGGCCAUCAGUCAAACGAGUUCGUUCAAGUAAUAAGGCCGUCUAG
This is a messenger RNA of Nannizzia gypsea CBS 118893, 1584 nucleotides long. RefSeq lists its product as hypothetical. The record is from RefSeq and is a predicted model, not a curated record. Lineage: Eukaryota; Fungi; Ascomycota; Eurotiomycetes; Onygenales; Arthrodermataceae. Bases 1 to 1584 code for a protein of 527 amino acids. The transcript is spliced from 3 exons.